AUGGCGAAGCCCCCGGCGGCGGCGGCGGCGGCGGCGUCGGAGGAGCUGAGCCAGGUGCCGGACGAGGAGCUGCUGCGCUGGAGCAAGGAGGAGCUGGCGCGGCGGCUGCGGCGCGCCGAGGGCGAGAAGGUGGGCCUCAUGCUGGAACACGGCGGCCUGAUGCGGGACGUGAACCGGCGGCUGCAGCAGCACCUGCUGGAGAUCCGCGGCCUCAAGGACGUGAACCGGCGGCUGCAGGACGACAACCAGGAGCUGCGCGAGCUCUGCUGCUUCCUCGACGACGACCGGCAGAAGGGACGCAAGCUGGCGCGCGAGUGGCAGCGCUUCGGGCGCCACGCGGCCGGCGCCGUGUGGCACGAGGUGGCCCGCUCGCAGCAGAAGCUGCGCGAGCUCGAGGCGCGCCAGGAGGCCCUGCUGCGCGAGAACCUGGAGCUCAAGGAGCUGGUGCUGCUGCUGGACGAGGAGCGCGCGGCGUUGGCGGCGGCGGGGGGCGCGGGCGGCAGCGGCAGCGGCGGCGCGGGCUCCCGCAGCUCCAUCGACAGCCAGGCCAGCCUGAGCGGGCCGCUGGCGGGCGGCGCGGCGGGCGCGGGGACCCGCGACGUGGGCGACGGGAGCAGCACCUCCAGUGCUGGCAGCGGCGGCAGCCCGGACCACCACCACCACCACCACCACGUCCCACCCGCGCUGCUGCCUCCCGGGCCGCACAAGGCGCCCGACGGCAAGGCCGGAGUCACGCGCCGGUCCCUGGACGAUCUCUCGGCGCCGCCGCAUCACCGCAGCAUCCCCAAUGGCUUGCACGAUCCGUCGUCCACCUACGUCAGGCAGCUGGAGUCCAAGGUGAAGCUGCUGGAGGGUGACAAGCUCCCGGCACAGGCGGGCCCCGGAGAGUUCCGGACUCUGCGGAAAGGCUUCUCCCCCUACCACUCGGAGUCCCAGCUCGCCGCCCUGCCGCCGCCCUACCAGGACGCCCUGCCGAACGGCCCGGCCUGCCCUGUGCCUGAGCUGCCCUCGCCUGCCUCUUCCGGCUACAGCUCUGCCGGACAGAAGCCCGAGGCUGUUGUGCAUGCGAUGAAGGUCCUGGAGGUGCACGAGAACCUGGACCGGCAGCUCCAGGACAGCUGCGAGGAGGACCUGAGCGAGAAGGAGAAGGCCAUCGUCCGCGAGAUGUGCAACGUGGUCUGGAGGAAGCUGGGAGACGCCGCCAGCUCCAAGCCCUCCAUCCGGCAGCACCUGUCUGGCAACCAGUUCAAGGGGCCCUUGUAGGGCCGCUCCUCCCCGGCCAUGGACUGGCACACCUGGAGCCCAGACGCCGUCUUCCUGCCUGGGGGCGCACUGUACAUAGCACGCGGCGUGCCCGGCCUGGCCAGGCCUCCAUCUCCCGCCUCACUCACCAGCAAAUCCCAAGACGAGAAGCUGCCGACCUGUCCGUCUCUGGGCCCCAGCCGCGGCCACGUUAGCGAGAGGCCCGAGGCUGCUGCUGCUGCUGCUGAUGCCAGGCCCACGGCGGCCCCUGGCUCCUGGGCCCCGCCCUCCACAGGGGUCCUCACGAAGCCUCCACCCUGCUGCCCGCUGCCCACACAGAGACCGGCGCCACUGGAGCCUGGGUUCUGGCACGAGUGGCACCCCCUCCGCCAAGCCUUUCCCUGCCCUGGCUCCCUGAGCACUGGGCUCCCUACGUCUUGGACAAGGAAACUCACCAAGUCCCUGGCUGGCCACAGGCUGCUCUGGGGUUCCAGGCCCUUUCUCUGACCCCCCGCUGUGCCCAGCUGCCCUGCUGCUCACCCUCUGCCCCCCCAAGACAGCCGCCCUCUCUGUAACGUCCCGUGCUCUGUGCCCAGGGCUCGUCCCUCGCUGUGGUUUACAUGAUGGGCUGGGGGCACGGGGUGGUCCCAUGCAGUCUGAGCCGAGCCACCGUUGUUUUCUCUGGACAGUAGCACUGGGCCACGGCUGGGCCCGUGGUCAGCUGUGGCCUCCCCCAGGGACCUGGCCACACCCUGGGUCACUGUGAACAGAGCCGUGGGGGUGCCGGUUCUGGCUUUAAUUUGCUGAGUGACCUUCAGCAAGUCACUCAGCGUCUCUGGGCCCCUGAGGUGUCCAUGGUUUCCUUCAGCCCUGCUCGAGGUUCGAGCCCACACAGGUCUAGUGGGCUGAGUCGUGUUCACAGCCAUGGAGCUGAUGGAGAGGCUGCUGGGGUGGGCUGGGCCCUAGCUGUGCCCUGCCGCCUGGCAGGCUCGUCAUGGGUGCCGUCACCUCCCUUCUGAGCCUCAGGGCUGUCGGCCACCGCCGAGGCGGCUCCGUGGGUCAGCUGUGAAGGGAAAGCAGGAACUGACACAUGAGGACACGUGAGGACGAGGCCCAGAGCGGGUGGUCGUGUGGGCGGUGAGAACGCUCCUGGGUCCUGGAGCCCUAGGACAGGACGGACCACCUCGCGCACACCGCUUCACCAGCCUUCCUCACUCUUCCACGGUACCGAGCGAGGUGCCCAGGGGCCGUGUGUGGCCGGCAGGUCCCAUCUGGGCCCUUGAGAGGCCUGGGGACCAAGGCACGGGGGUUGUUCCCACUGUGUGUGCCUGCGGCACCCUUGGGUCCUAACUCAGGGGAAAGGCUCACGGCCCAGGGCGUGCUGAGUGGGCGCUGAACAGGGGACAGGCCGUGUGCAGUUCCAGGGAGCCCUCUGAGCUUUUUCUGGAAGGAGCUUCCGUCACCAGGGCUGUGCUCUUGAAGCUGGGUGAACACCUGCUGGUCAUGGCACUGGGCGAUUCCUGCCCAGGUGGGCAGCUGGGCUGGGAGCACCAGAGGCACCUUCUGGGUCCUGGAGUCCAAAGAGCCACAGAGCAGCCCCGGAGUGGGUGGACUGCAGCUGCCGCGAGCAGAGUCGGGAGUGUGUUGUGUGCGCAUCAGGUAGCUGGGCCACCACUGAAAUAAGCAAUAAGUAGAUUCCUGGGAUCGGUCAGUCCCCUGCAGAUGGGCCUUGAAGUGACCUUCCCUUCCAGAGGGGAGUGACCCUGUCCCUAAAGCUGUGUGGUGUCCAGGGACCCGCGGAGCACAUCCUGAGAGCCCUCCUGCCCCUUCCUGCCCCCCUGGCAGCCCCUGGCUUGCUAGGGUGGGACUGCCCGUGGGACGCAUCUCAAAUGGAGCCACGACCGUGCGCCUGGGUACAGCUGGUGGCCGUAGAGCCAGCGGCUGGGGCCUCAGGUGGCCAUUUGGCCGCAGCUCAGGGUGACGCCCAGCUCUGCAAUUAGCAGGGCAACACGGGGCCAGCCCCUCCCUCUGGAGCCUGCCCCUCCCUCUGGAGCCUCAGCUCUGAGCCCCUCGUUGGGCUAGGGUGCUGAGAGCCCCACCGUGAAGGCGGCCACUGGGCCUGCCCCGCUCGGGGGCCUGCCACCCUGAAGUCAGAAUCUGCUGAGCAGCUUUUAGGCGGGUGCGUUUCUACCCACCAGUUAUGCUACACACCGAUGUUUAAAGAGAAAAAAGUGACCUUUCAUUUUUUUUUCUUGAGACUGGAGAGUGAGCAGACUGCACACUACUGAUUUUCUAGAGCAGGCUGCACGCUGCGGAGCGGCACAGGCGUCUGUUCACGCCGUGCGGCCGCAGCUCUGGCUUGAGGCGGUGCCCGCGGCGAGACCCAGAGCCGCCUGCCCGCAGCCAGAGCCGCAGGUGCCCGGCCCGUUUCUACCUUCUGUUGAACCACUUUGAUUUGGGGAGAGAAAAUAGAGCUUUUUGAUAGUGUGGUAAACACGAUGAUUUUAACUAUUUUAGUAAAAGGAGUAACAGAU
Messenger RNA from Lepus europaeus (European hare), 3776 nucleotides. RefSeq names its product coiled-coil domain containing 85C (gene CCDC85C). The record is from RefSeq and is a predicted model, not a curated record. Gene Ontology annotation, cellular component: apical junction complex. NCBI's taxonomy places the organism in Eukaryota, Metazoa, Chordata, Mammalia, Lagomorpha, Leporidae. The transcript has 6 exons. The coding region runs from base 1 to 1263 and encodes 420 amino acids.